CAAAAACAAUACGCUGCGUCGCUGUCUAUCAAGUGAAAAUGGAACAACUUUCGAAGAAGACGAAGGUUUUAAAGCCUUCUUUUCAAACUAUUUAAAGAAGCAACAGUCUUGAUAUAACAACUACAAACUCCUGAGGUGUCCUACAAGAUUUUGCAAAGACAAAAUGAGUGGAAACAUGGAUACGAAAGAAAAACUCUUGCGCGAAACCGAAGCGUUGCUGCGAGCGGUUCUCAUAAGCAGCCCUCGCGGAGUUCGCUUCGAAAAGCUGCUGCGCGAUUAUAGAGAAUUGACAUUUAAAAGGAUACCGUUCAAGGAGCUUGGCUUUCCCAGACUGGAGCACUUUCUGCAAAGCAUUCCUUCAGUGGCCAGGGUCGAAAAAGGCCCAGACGGCGAGUGGAUUGUGAAGGGAGUCGCCUCGGAUGCUGACAAACACGCGGCGAAACUGAUAUCAAAGCAGAAGAAAAUCUUCAAACCCACCCUUCGGAAAUCUGCAAAGUCGAUCUUUCCCAAACGGAGGGUUAUGCCCCGUCCUCCGAGGAUGAGCACCCCUGUCAGAAAGCCGGCGCCUAGACCACCAAUCUCGAGGAUGACAUCGAAGUAUGUUCCCCCGCCACGCAUGCAAAGGCUGCAAGAAAUGCAGAAUAGAAACAUGAUGGCAGUCCCCGGACAGGGAAAUGUGAAAUCGGGAAAAGGUAGGGGUGAUGGGUGUAUUUGGGGGGUGAGGGGUGUCUCUGGACGGUUCUGCAUGGCGUCCGCUCUGGUUGCAUCCCCUUUGCGAAGGCUAGGAGUAGGGGAGUGCCCCACAUGCCAAUAAAUAGUCAGAUUAACCCACUGAGUGGCAGCACGCUCCCCUUGAUGAGUAAAAUCAUCUGGCUGUAGACAGAGUGAAAUAACAAGGUGUCAAGGAAGGAUGCAUCAGGUGCAUUAUUUUGCCAAUGGCCUUAUGCAGGUUUUUCAAAUUUCAAAUACAAUAAUGAACGUUUUAUAUGUUUAUAUGAUUGUUUAUUUAUUUAUUUAUUUAUAUAACUUCGCCAUUUAUAUAUACCAUACAAUACAAAAACAAAAACAAUACAGUACAAUACAAAAAAACAAAACGAUACAAUCUAACAUAAGACAGUACAGUAUAAAUAUAUAUAGUUCAGUAUAGUACAAUACAUAUGAUAGAUGUCAGAUGGCUGGGACACCACAACAGUUAAAACCAAUUACUGUGGGCCCUUUUAACAUAUUAUAAUAACUAGAAACAACAAUUUAUAACACUGUUCAAACUACGACAAGAGUUACAGUUUAAACACACAGAUUUCCACGUUUUUGGAUCCUCUGCAUCAUAACAACUAUGCAGGACUUCCAAAUAAUAGUCCCACAGCAAUCUUUUAAAUGUACUUAACAACAUAUUUAGCUGUUUUAAGUUUGUUGGAAGACAGUUUGUGUCUCGGGUGAAAUAUGAUUUUUGGAAGGUGGUAGUUCUGCAUUUUUGUGGACGGAACAACAACUCAGUGGUACUGGGUGAUCGGGUAACUCGGGUGGGAAUAAUACCAAAAAUUUUGAAUCAAUAGGAUUAAUUCCUCUUGAGUUGCAGCAUCUUGAAAAAUAAAAGUGCUGACAUCAGCAUUAUUUUGGAACACCUUCAGAAACUGUUAUACACAAAAUUUAGUUAAAAAUUUGGUUAAAAGUUCAAGACGGGACUUUGUAUCUGAUAGGAACAAAAAUUUAAACAUUUUGGCUCAAACUCGCCUUUAUUUUAGCAUUUGAUUUUUGGAUAAGUGCUUGGUGGCAUAAAAUGGCCAAUCUUAUACCACUAAGCGGUUAUCCAAAAGUCAAAUGCUAAAAUAAAGGUGUGUUUGGGCCAAAAUGUUUAGAUUCUUGUUUAUAUCCGGUAAGAAGUCUCGUCUUAACCUUAAUCAAGAAUUUUUAACUAAAUUUUGUGUAUAACACAGUUUCUGAAGGCAUUCAAAAUGUAAUGCUGACGUCCACACUUUUACAAGUUCUAAAACAUAUAAUAGUUUUGUUUUCAAGAAGCUGUAACUCAGGAGGAAUUAAUCCUAUUGAUUCAAAAAUUUUUGGUGAACACUCGUAACAAUGAUAUUUUACUUAUAAAACAUCCAUGCAGUAUUGUUACUGAAAUUCCUGGAAAUUGGAUGGAAACCUGCAUAAGGCCAUUGAACAGUUAAUCAUGUAUUGCUUGAUUGGUAGUUAUGCUAUUUUAUUCUUUAGAAAAUGCUAUUGGAAAGUCUCGUGUAUCAGGAGGUUUGUUUAGAAAAGCAACAGACGACGUUAAAACUUCCAGAAGUAAUGAAGCAAAACGUUGGUCGAGUUCAUCAUCAUCGAAAGGUUAAUAGUGUUCUUAUUGUGAUAAAUUUUUAACCAUACAAAGGGUGAUAAAUUAUUUCAAAAAGUGCAUGCAAGUUGGUGCCUGAUGUUUCAAUUUUUACUUCUAGAAACUCCCAAGUUAUCAGUUAGUGUUUCAAAUACAAGCAAAGAACGUAGCGUCAGUGCUGUUACUUCGCCCGAGCGGCCUGCAGCUUCGGUUGUUUUGGAGGAUGUGGCAUCUGUCAAGUGGAUUAAGGCCGAAAUUCUCAAAUCUAAAAGUGGAUUGUGGGCCAUAAGAUUGGAACAUUUAUACAAAAAGAAGUUCAAGAAAGUUUUACCAACGAGUUUCAUCCAAGAACUGAAGUUUAGACCUGAUAUUGCGACAGUCGAGGAACCAAUUGCUGGACGUUAUUUACUUUAUGCACCACGGAAACCGAAGGUAUGGCAGAGGUGUUGUUGGGUACUGUCGUUAUAGACAGCGAGCAGUCCCUCAGGAGAAAGGAGGGACUGCCCACAACAGGGAUGGAUUUACUGUUGGGGGUGCACCCCCCUUAGCCCUGGCCAGGGGGGGGUGCUAUUUUUCAUGAUAAAGCAAAAAAUUAUUAGAAACCAAAUGAGAUACAGUAAUUUGUGUAAUAACAUGAUGAUAAGCAAACUGUGAACAACAAUUACAAUUCAAAUACAAUAGUCAAGCAAGAUUUCGCAGUAGUGAAGCAAGUUGAUGGGCGGGCGGCACACAUGACCGACAUAACUCGGCACCAGAGCUGGCAGAGCACCCCCCUACCGAGCUACAAGAGCACCCCCCUAGCACCAUCCCUGGCCCCGAGCGGCCUGCGAGCGGCUGUUACUUCACCCGAGCAGCCUGCAGCUUCGGGUGUUUUGGAGGAUGUGGCAUCUGUUAAGUGGAUUAAGGCCGAAAUUCUCAAAUCUAAAAGUGGAUUGUGGGCCAUAAGAUUGGAACAUUUAUACAAAAAGAAGUUCAAGAAAGUUUUACCAACAAGUUUCAUGCAAGAACUGAAGUUUAGACCUGAUAUUGCGACAGUCGAUGAACCAAUUGCUGGACGUUAUUUACUUUUUGCACCACGGAAACAGCAGGUAUGGCAGAGGUGUUGGAUUCCCGCACUUGAUUACACAUUUCCAGUUCACGUUUUAUACAUUAUCGGUACUCUGAUUCUCUAUCUAAAAUAUACAUGCCUCUAUUCCUGGACUAGGGUACAUUCUGAUUUACAUUGGACAAAGUUACUCUGGUUGGACACCAAAUCACUUGGGACGGACAAACAAUAAACCGCAGUUCCACCCAUCUUGUUUGAGGCCGGCGAACGGCGAAUUUUGCAAGUGCUAAGAAGACCGCCAUUUGCCAGAGGCUCAUGUGUGUAAUUUGCUGGUACUUGCAGUCAUGACAAGCUAAAAUUUUUAGCCCAGUCUUCACUUGGACAAUAAAUCAAAUAGACAAAGCUUGCAAGCCUUUGCUCACCACUCAACUCACAACGCCUUUGAAGCUUCGACCUUCCAUUUUUUGCAUACUUGUUUUGCUCAUCAAUUAAUAGCCAGAGCCUCAGUAGAGCAAAACAGUAUUAGCCAUACCCAAAUUAUUAUUAGCCAGAACUUCAAAGUUCAAAUGGAUACCUGAAGGGCUACAGUUUUAUUUAGGUCGGACAGAACAUCCACACAUCCAGUGGUUUCCUCUCUACAUCUGACCAUUUCACAAAUUUAUGGGUUGGACAGUACAAUGUCUUUGACCAAACAAUUUUUUAAGGCCUGUGUAGAAUAACACACAGCGUUGCAAGUAUGUAUUUAAUAGUGAUGCACCGAUAUGGAAAUUCACAGAUAUUCCACUAACUGAUAUUCAAAGAUUGUCAUCUUUGACAGUUCUUUGAAUUUAAUUAAAUUUAUUUGUUUCUAAAUACUGAAAAUAUCAAAUGAAUUACUGCAAAUGCACGCAACAAAGACUCUACAAUCUAGUACAUUACUAUGCCAGUGACAGUUUAUUUGUAAUAAAAGUUUGAACUGCAACUAUAACCAAUCAUUAAUAUUUAAUAACAGUUUGUAAUAUUGGUAAUAUCAACAACAAAAUUACUGAUAUGGAUAUCGGUGCAUCACUAGUAUUUGAAUAUAAUUUAAUUACUGUAUCUUACAGCCUCCUCCAGCCAAGAACAGCCAACAAGAUCAGACUCAAGUGAAUGUCAAUCCAGACAUUGCACUGCCAUGCUUCUUUCCAGAGAUUGGGUAUGCUCGUUUGUACAGUAGGGUGAGGUGGUUAUUAACCCAUUGAGUGGCAACACUCCACUUGGCGAGUAAUAUCGUCUGGCGUUAACCCAUUGAGUGGCAGCACUCACCACUUGACCAGUAAAAUUGUCUGGCGUUAGACAGAGUAAAGUUAUCUGGCGCUAGACAGAGUAAAAUACCAGAGUAAAAUACCAAAGGGUGCAUUGCCACUUAAAGGGUUAAAAUAUUAAUCAAUGAACAGAAAAAAACAAUGAUUUUCUAAGAAGUGUCUUGAGUUUUUAUAAGAACUACCUUGCCCUAAAAUUGACUUUACUUGACUAAAGCAACACGUUUUAUAUCAUCUUCAGCUUAAAAUUCUGAUUGCCAUAAAUUUGUCAUUCAAUUUUCAGACAACCUGUUAUUGUCUACAUAUCUCAUACGGAGAAUCCAAGUUGUUUCUAUGUGAGUCGUGCAGAUGCAAUAUCGGAAAUGUUGAGUGAGGAAAUACUCAAACAUUACAAGGUAAAUGUCUGGUCAUCUAUUUUUUCCUCAAACCACCACAUCUUCUCAUCUCUUCAUUCCAUAAUAUCUCUGACCAGCUCUUCUUCAUCUCUUCUUAUUACAUGUCCAUACCAUCUCAACCUUGCUUCCCUCACCUUCUCUGCAAUGUCUAUCACCCCACAUCUCAUGUAGGCGAGAGUUCGCCACACAUACUGACAUUUUGUGGGCUCCAUACUUGGGAUGCGUAGGCAAGGUGAGAUCUGACAAGUGCCAGAUAUAUAAUGCGUUGAGUGGUCACAUGUCUAAUUUGAACAGUAGAACGUUUUAGCAUUCCAAGCAUGUGGUUUGCUUUGGUGAUUUGUUCGUGAAUAUGGUAGGACCAUGUGAGGUCUGAGGAAACUGUCACUCCAAGAUAUUUCUGUUGGGAAACAUGCUGCAAAGGACGACCAUUGAUAACGUAUUCGGCAACGAUUGGAUUGCGUUUCCUGGUAACACUUAGCACUGUACACUUUUGAGCGUUGAAUUUCAGCCGCCCACUAUGUGCCCAUUUCUCCACGUUAUUCGUUUCAGUGUUGAGAAUGUGUGCGUCUCUAGGAGCUUGAAUGAUUGGAAAACAUUUGGUGUCGUCCGCGAAGAGAGAAACAUCAACAGAUGGCGAGGAUACAGAUGAUGGGAGAUCGUUCACAAUAUUAAAAAUAACAAGGGUACAAGGAUUGAUCCUUGUGGGAUGCCAGUGGUAACUGUUAGUGAGUCUGAUGUUGCACCAUGAACAAGCACACGCUGUUGAUGCCCUGUCAGAUAACUGUGAUCCCAAAUUGAUGGAGUUUGUGAAGGAGUUUGUGGUUAACGAUAUCAAAGGCUUUGGCGAUGUCUAGGUAUAAGAGGUCCGUUUGCACGUCCCAUGUCUAUGUUUUUACCAAUACGAUCGAACACGGAAAGCAGUUGACUUGUGCACGAUUUCCCUCUUACGAAACCAUGUUGACAAUCAGAAAUAAGUUUCCGAACGUGGACUACCAGUCGAUUGUAAAUACAACGCUCAAGCACCUUCCCAACAACACACAUCAAGGAUAUUGGUUGGUAGUUCUCAACAUAAUUUUUGUCUCCUUUGUGAAGUGGAAUGAUAUUGGAGAGCUUCCAUUGUGUAGGUAGAUCACCAGUGUGUAGUGAUUUAUUGAACAAAUAAGUUAGUGAUGGAGUGAUGCUACAAGCACAUUCUUUCUGUAGGCGAAUAGGGAUUUUAUCGGGACCAGAAGCUUUGUUGGGAUUCAGAUUGCUGAGGACGGCUUGUGCCUUGCAUGGUUCUAGGGUGAUCUCUGAAAUGGUUUCGUUAGACAAGGGUGAUACUGGGUGACAUAUCUCUUCGGUUUCCUUCAGAAACAUGGAUUUAAAGUAUCGAUUGAAAAGGUCUGCUGCUUCGUCUGCAUUGGUGGAGGGAAUGCGAACUGAGGGAAAGGUAUUAUCAGUGGCGAUAGAAACUUGUUGUGGGAUUCUGCAGAACUUAGUGCUUGUUUUAAAGAAUGCCCAGAAACGCUUUGGAUUGGAAUACAAUGAAAUUCCAUUAUGUGUCCAUACCAUCUUCAACCUUGCUUCUAUCACCUUCUCUGCAAUGUUUACCACCCCACAUCUUCUGAUCUCUUCAUUCCAUAAUGUCUCUGACCAGCUCUCCUUCAUCUCUUCUUAUUACGUGUCCAUACCAUCUCAACCUUGCUUCUCUCACCUUCUCUGCAAUGUCUACCCCCCCACAUCUUCUGAUCUCUUCAUUCCAUAAUGUCUCUGACCAACUCUCUUUCAUCUCUUCUUAUUACGUGUCCAUACCAUCUCAACCUUGCUUCCCUCACCUUUCUGCAAUGUCUACCACCCCACAUCUUCUGAUCUCUUCAUUCCAUAAUGUCUCUGACCAGCUCUCUUUCAUCUCUUCUUAUUACGUGUCCAUACCAUGUCAACCUUGCUUCUCUCACCUUCUCUGCAAUGUCUACCACCCCACGUCUUCUGAUUUCUUCAUUCCAUAAUGUUUCUGUAAUAUAACAUUUUCAUUGUCAGUCAACUCAUCAUAACUCAGACGCCAUACCAUCAGUGUCGCCUGGACAGAUAUUUUGUGCUAAAUUUACGGAAGAUGACAAUUUCUACCGCGCCCGUGUCCUAGAAGUGGUCGACCACAAGAAUAUCAAAGUUCAGUACGUAGACUUUGGUAAUAAAGAGGUUAUACCAGUUGACAGGCUCCGUGUUCUGAUCAGUGAAUUCCAAACACAGCCAAUACAGGCUUUCGAGUGUUGCCUUGAUGGAGUAGAUCCAACAAAUGAGGUGGGUAUAUAUCGUUGCAGAGGUCACUGUUAUUGUAAUUUGUAACAGUGAGAGUUAUGGAAACGUAUUUGGAUGGGACAUGGUAUAAUACUGAUGGUACCGGUAACCAGUAUCCAGAAGUCGGAUACUGCAUUCUCAAGGGGAGACUAAACUUUGAAUCCUGGUAUGCCAGUUGGAUAUUGAGAGAAAAUAUAAAUUUCAGACCCUACAUGUGUAUAUUUUGGUACUAGAGUUGGUGUGGCAGCUGCACAAAAAUGUUUUUUAGGCCUAUGCAAGGAUUUUUUUAUGAUUAAAUUGCAAAGUUUAUUUAAAAUAAUAAUAUAACAUUUUUUGUUGUUUUUCCUGUAUAUCAAGAUAUUGGACUUUGUCUGGCAUGCCAAUAUGCCAUAACGUCACACUGCACAAUGUAUUUUACAGAAGAGUGUUUUUUAGCUUGAAAAAAUUGUCAUUAACUUAAAUUUGCAGACGAAAUGAUAGCUUUGGCCGAUAGUUCUUAAAAUAUAUAACUUUCAAUGUCAGUGGAAUUAUCACAUGUUUGGCAAGGAAACGUUUUCUUUCUAAAAACUCAUUAUGCAAGUGUGACGUCAUUUCAUAAUAUCUUGACAUACAGGAAAGAUAACAAAGUUUUAGAAAAAAAGUUGCAUUAUGAUUUUAAAUAAACUUUGCAAUUCAAUCAUAAAAAAUUCUUGCAUAGGCACUUUAAGAUAAAUAAUUAUUUUUAGGCUCAGGAAUGGAGCAAGGCUGCUGUUUUUAAAUUUGAUGACCUAACCAGUGAAAAAGAAUUAAGAAUGACAGUACACGAUGUUGAUGGUAAAAUAUAAUAAUUUUUGUAUUUGUCGAAUAUCAUGUUUUUUUAAAGUUGAAGUUAAGUGUUCUCAUCCUGCUCUCGUCUUCGUUUGAUAUUCCUUCUUAGUUAGGUUUUCGUUUUGUUUGUUUAUUAGAUAAAGUGUUGAGCGUUUCUCUUGUUGAUGUGUCGUCGCAGUUAGACAUUGCAGAAGAAAUGAAGAAAGCAGGCUUGGCGAUUUCCUCGAAAAAUUUGGAAUCAACCCCCUCGUCCUCGUCCUCGUCGUUGUCAUCUUCAUCAGGGUAUAGGCACCAGAUAUAAAUAUCUGUACGAAAAACAGCUGGCUUAGAGCGCUGCUAACAUAUAGCGAUUAGUGCAUGUUCUUAGGGACGUAGCGACUGGGGUGUAUAGAGGGGGGAGGGGGGCUAACCCCUAAACACUUUAUCUGAUUCUUACUAGCAUACUGAUUCUUCUGUACAUAGUCUGUCAAGAUAUGAUGGUCUGGAAGCCCAGCAAACUUCAAAGCCACAAAAUAGAAACCUUUGUUUGAUGUUGAACUACACCUCACCAUGCACAAAUCCUUUGUCUCAACUUCAUUAAAUAUAAUUCAUCGUGGUUGCACGUUUCAUCUCAGCUAUCCCUAUUGGACGAUUACUUCAUUAUACGAAAAUACAAUGCGCUCAAUCACCGUGACCGUGCACAAAUUAACAUAAACUCCGACAAAAACAUAACACAAUGACUUCUGUUUAGUGUCCAGACCAUCAUAUCUUCAUAGACUAUGUUUUGUAGGAGAGUUUGUAUAGUUGAGAACAGAUAGCUAUUCAAUUUUAGUUUAGGUUUCACCCUGUUCUAAGUGUAACACUGGACCAAUAAGGGAUGAAUCUUACUGGAUCUCUGGGCAGUUUAGAAUGGUAGAUCUAUCCAGUAAAAGACAAGUUUUAUUAUCAGAAACUUUAAUAUGUUUAGAACUGCCCUGUGGAGAUCGCCACCAAGGACAGAAAAUGUUGCCGCUUCGCGAUCGCGUCGUCUAAAGUCCAAGUCUCCCGGUAUUUUGAAUUUAAUUUAUCUAACUUUGCCUUAGUAACAAUAUUUUAAAAAACCAUCAAAUUACUUAUGUUGUAUAUAAAAGCAAAACCCUUUCAAUGUAAUAUUAUUAUAGUAGGAAUAUGAAAAAAAAACACAGUGACUGAAAUUUAGACACCAUCCAGUUUGAAAAUACCUGGAAGAUGCCUGUCAACAGCCGCGAUCUGGAAUUACCUGGUCUGGAAAGACCCUGGUUUCACCAAAAUAUAAAUAAUUUAAUUGCAAUUCGCCUAAUGACAUCAUAUCCGGAAACUUUGACAGUGAAAAAGUUGAUCAAGAUGGGAUUUUUUAUUAUAAAGAUAUAUAUUACAUUUCUUCUUCGAAUUACCCAAACAUUACGCAUACAAAAAGUUAUACUUGGGGUCAGUCAGACUUUAAUACAUUGGGCGCUUUAUUAUAAUCUUUUGUAGGUAUUGUUGAGCUUCCUGACGAUGAGUUUCUUGAUGUGCUUGUGUGUAAUAUCACUGGAACUUACAACGUCUAUUUACGUUUGGUUGGAGAGGAGUACUCGGUGGGUUUUCAUUACUUCUCGUAUUCUACUUGAUCUGCUAAAACAGGGAGUGGAUUUUGCACCAUUUCCUAAUCCAUGUACUGUAAAGUAUAGUUUAAAACAUUUCUAGAUGUAACUGGAGUAGUGAUUUAACGUGAAUAUUUUUGACAAUUUUAGACAAAGCUUGAAGGAGUCCAGGAUAGCAUGACAUGUUACUACAGUGAUUCAAAAGGUAAAUUUUAAACUUAUUCGCAAGCUUUUGUUGUAAUAUCCUGUUGUCUUGUAUCAGUUGUAUGAAUCGCAAAGAAAAGUUGACUUGGUUAACGAUGUCAUCAUAUCAUGUAUACAACAUGAACUUGUGGUUAGAGCUCGACAACUGGCCUCUGUAGCUCAGUUGGUUAGAGCGCUGCACCGGAAUCGCAGGACCGCAGGCUCGAUUCCUACCAGAGGACCUAUAUCUGGUCCCCUGGUUAUAUCCGUUUCAUCAACAAAACCCACAUUGUUUUAGAGGCAGUUACGACAGAGCCUGUUGUUGACGAUUUGUUUGCGCUCAUUUCUGAGGAUGUCUGGUGUCGAGUUAAAGUGACUGGUGUGAAUGGCGAGAAAAUAAAAGUAUUCUUCGUCGAUCAUGGCGAUGAAACGGAGACAAGCAAGGCUGAGCUGAGACCUUUGGCAUCUCAGUUUAGACAACUGCCUUUCCAGGUGCGUUUAAUUUAAAAAAUUAUUGUUUUGAUGAAAGAAAAUGUUUUUUUUUGAGUUUUUUUUUAAUUUUUGAAAACUGACUCGGGAGGGACACAGGACCACCAAAGAUGGGACCAAAGGGGAACCAUUUGAGAAAAAUUCUCAAACUUUUCGUAACAUGUUUUUAUGAGUUGAAAAUAAUUAUUUUGAUGAAAUAAAGUGUUUUUUUACCAUCCGUAACAAUUUUGGGGAAAUUUUUAAUUUUGGAAAAAUGACUUUGAGACCGAAGUGGGGAUCUCGUGGCCAAAGGAGGACAACAGGACCAUGCAAAGGUGUAACUUGCCCGCUUUCCCGGGGCAAGUGAAUAUCAUGACGGGCAAGUAAACGUUUAUCUUGCUUGCCCGAUUGGCCUUGCCACAAAAGCAGGGCAUCUUUACGUUUAUGUUUUUAUUGUCGGAUAAAUUUUUUAUAGUGCAUGUACUUGAUUUCAAUUUUUUUUGUGUGCCAAAGCUAGAUCUGAGGCAGUAUAACGUAGCCAUAUAGAGCAGUGGGGAACGGGUUGACAUGUCCCCUUAAUUUAUGCCCCGUACAUAGGUACUCCAGUGGCCAUUGUCAGAUUGUCCGAUGGCAAGUGAAUUUUAUUCAGGGCAACUAAUUUCAUGUCCAACUUGCCCUGAGGGCAAGUGGUCAAAAAAAUAAAGUUACACCACUGCCAUGCAAGAAGCAGUUGUCACAAAACGUUAUUAAAUUUGAUGUAACCAUUUCAGGUAUUCCAGUGUGCUUUGAAUGGAUUACCAAAGACGAAAAAUCCAGACGUUGUUGACAAGUUAGAGAAGUUGAUUAUGGGUGAAGUGGCUGUCGCUGAGAUUGUGAAAAAGUAAGUCUUACAAUCUUAUGGUACAGCUUAGGGUAAGGCUUCAUAGGGUUAUAGGGAUGAAGUAUUUUUACCACUUUGUCCAAUCAUUAUUCUUUAGAACGGGUGAUCUUGUUUUUAUCGAGCUGUUGGACACGAGAACUGAUGCUAAUAUUGUCGUGAAUGCCGUAAUUCGAAAGUUAGUUAUGCCUGAUGAAGAGUUGAAGCCUGUUCUGCCGAAGGUAAAUCUAAACGGUCGACUGUUUCUAUAAUUUUUAGAAACCUUUAUGUGGUUGUUUCUUCUUAUCGAUGCGUCUGUCUGUCUGUCUGUCUGUCUGUCUGUCUGUCUGUCUGUCUGUCUGUCUGUCUGUCUGUCUGUCUGUCUGUCUGUCUGUCUGUCUGUCUGUCGGUAUGUCUGUCUGUCUGUCUGUCUGUCUGUCUGUCUGUCUGUCUGUCUGUCUGUCUGUCUGUCUGUCUGUCUGUCAGAAAGAUAACUCAAAACGUAUCGAAAAUGUAUAUGCGAAUGUUUCUUGAGCUCCACAUGCAAAAAUCUCACAUCUUGUAUAUGGAAGCUUGGCAACAAGCUGUCAACAAGUUGUGUUCGCACUGCUUGUCCCAAGUUGUCAACAAGUUUGGAACAAGCUGUUAACAACUUGUGACAAGAUUGAUGGCAUUAUCAGAUUUGUUGCAAAGUUGUUCUAACAAAUCCGAUACAGUCAUGAUAUAACGAUACUGUUAGAAUCUUGCGUCGUCAACCUUGUAACAUUUUUGCAAAACGUUGAAUAUCGUGUUUUCCACGAAACGGAUGCAUUACAUUUAUUGUAAUGAAAACCUAUAGGGAAUUUGUUUUAAGAACUUUUGUCGAGGAUUGGCAUAUUUUUCCUCUGUAGGUUGGCAGGACAACGGACGUGGAUAUCGCGUAUAUUUCACCGACGGGAUCUGUGUUCCUUCACGUGUCUGCCGCUGGAAGUAAACGAUUGGAGGAACUCAACAGAGGUCUUACUGAACACUACAUGUCCAAGGUAAGAAGAAUGGGGUCUGUCACACCAGAAAUAUUAAAGUGCACAUACAGCUAUUUUGGAUUUUGUAAUAUCCAGUACACUCUAAGAUGAAUACAGCCAAAAGACCAUGAAGAUGACAUUUUUCACAAAGAAAAUAUAUUGCAUUUCAUCUGAUGAAAAAUGUCAUCUUCAUGAUUUUUUUUGACUGUUAAAGUUUCCGGAACUGACGUCAUUUAAGUAAUUUUUGUUGCAAGAAACAAUGGAAAAUUCAUUUGCAUUGCCUUAAAUGACGUCAGUUCCGGAAACUUUUACAGCCAAAAGACCAUGAAGAUGAUGUUUUUCACAAAGAAAAUAUAUUGCAUUUCAUCUUAAAAUGUACUGAAUAUUACAAAUAUGUAAAAUUAAAAAAGGCUGUAUGUGCACUUCAAGCGUUGAAGUUUAUUUAAUUUGCUUACUUUGUAGCGGUCGAAAGCCAAUGAGUUUAUUUCGAAGCUAACAGCGGGAAAGGUUUGUUGUGCGAAAUGCGAAGACGAUGGGAACUGGUAUCGAGCUAAGAUCCUUUCAUUCACUGAUAGAAAUGUGAGUUUUUGAAUAAGACUUUGUAAAUUGUACGAAAUAAUUUAUUUAUAGCGAGGACUGGAGAGGUCCAUUGAGGGCCAUAACCUUUAAUUAAUGGUCCAAUGUAAAGUUUUAUUCAUUCGUGUGUACGGCAAAACAUUGAUUUUCCUUGGCAAGGAGCUAAGUUUCAAAGCUAGUCUUGCCAGCUUUUGGACAAGGAAAAUUUGUUCAUGUGUACGGCCGCCGCUAGGGAAACUUGACAAGUGUACAAGAAAUACCUUUAUGGUUUUGGCAAACAAAAGGCUGUCUUGACGUGAGAUAGCAAUCUGUACGGGGUUUUAACUAUGGGUUUAACUUGGUCGAGCCAAACUUGUAAGAACUCUUCUCGCAUCUAACUAAGGAGAAAUUAUGACCAGACCUGCAGACAGUUGUACAGUAUUGCUGUUUCUUUUAGGGUGUUGAAGUACUGUACGUCGACUACGGAAACACAGAAAUAGUUCCCGUGACCAAUUUACGCGAACCAACGCAAGAAAACGCCCAUGUACUGUCGCUGCCUUUUCAGGUUAGCAAGUAGUGAGCUAAAAUAGGUGUAAAUUUGUUUUCACGUGUGAAUAAUACUUCAGGAUCUUUCUUUGAAAAUAUCAAACUAAUUGUCAUAUUACUACAGUAAUAGCCACAUAUUGCACUAAUUUUAAAAAGAAACGAAAUGCGUUUUCUUUUACUGUAGGCCUUGGAAUGCCAGCUUUACGAUGUACCAAAGGUGAUUAUCACUUAACAAUGAUGAGUGAUAAUUAAAGCUUUCUGAGAUCUUUUUUAACACCAGGAGAUAGAUAGAGUUUCUCUUAGUGAAUAAGAAAGAAAAUUUUAUACAGAGGAUAUACAUAAAUUUUAUACAUAUUUUUUUAUAUUUAGGAUGGUUGGAGUGACGAUAUUAUCGACAGAAUUUUUGAAAUCGUGGAACAGGGUAGUCUUGCAGCCGAGGUACAUUUAUUUUGUUUUGCACAUGGUCUAAGCAGUUGCAAGCCUAUCUGUUUGAGUUGAUUUAAUGAGUAGUCGAGGUUUAUUAUUUUGUUAUUUCAACUGAGUUUUCCAGUUAGCCGUAGUACGGCCGGAUUUUAGUGGAAAUAGUAGGGGAGGUGGGAAAAAAAUAGCGGAGGUGCAGCGGUCUAGCUGACAACCCCCAUGCAUGGAAAGUUAGGGCUUAGAACGGGCCAAAGUCAACAACCUCCUGACGUAUAAAUUCUUUGUAUGUUUGCAUGGCGAUAAAAUAUAUAAUAGUUUUGUUUGUGGAAACACCACGUAAAUUUAUUACUGCAGUAAUAAAUUUACGUGGUGUUUCCACAAACAAAACUAUUAUAACAUGUACAAAGUGUACAUAUGUAUCAGUGUAUUAAUGAAUUAUGACUGUAUACAACUCAUCCAAUUUUGCCCUUCAUUACAAUUAAGGCGCAAAAAUUCUCAGGGAAGAUGCAAAACGAUCUCAUGGGAGGUGCGCACCUCCCCACACCUCCCCUCAAAAUCCGGCCAUGAGCCGUACUAAUAUGAACAAGCUGUAACAAACGUUUUUGUUUUCCCCAUCAAGGUACUAUCUGACGGAGAUCCACCUUUAAUCAGUUUGUUGGUUACAGUGGAAUCAGAAGGAGAACAAGUCACUUAUCGUUUGGCAUCUUUUCUUAAUAGACGGAUUUUCUGGGGGGAUGCAGGGGGGUGCUACCCUCCCAAAUAUUAGUUUU
Molecule: messenger RNA, 14497 nt
Organism: Paramuricea clavata
Lineage: Eukaryota; Metazoa; Cnidaria; Anthozoa; Malacalcyonacea; Plexauridae
Source: the annotation of a GenBank genome assembly